GGCCGCUUUAUCGGGCGCUCCGUGUAAGUGAGACUUGUUUCUGAUCCUUCCUUUUCACCAAAAUAUUCACAAUGAUAACGCCUGCGUUUGACCUGAGCCAGGAUCCAGAGUACCUUAUCCUCUCGGUCCGUGUCCCGUACACCAGAACGUCAGAGUUCGACCUCUACAUUGAUGGAGCGGAUGUGAAAUUUUAUGCCAAACCCUACUUUCUGAGGUUAACGCUUCCAGGAAGGGUAGUGGAAGAUGGAAGAGAAAAAGCCACAUUCGACAUUGAUAAAGGACUUUUCACUGUGCACAUCCCUAAAGAAACAUCUGGAGUGCACUUUGAAGGCCUCCAGAUGCUGACAAGUCUCCUCGCUCCCAGAGGGUCCCGCUCAGCAAAGCCUCUGUUAGAGGACAUCAGCCCAGAUUGUCAUGAAAGUGGGGCCAACGAUGAUGCGGAAGAUGAGGAGGAGUUUGACUGGCAGGUGGAGCAGGAAGUGUACGUGGAGAGAUCGGAGGAGGAGCUAAGUGCCCUGCAGAAAUAUGGCUUUGGCAAUAAGAGGUCCGGAGUGUUUGGCAGAUUACAGGAAGAACUCAGUGACGUGGUAGAUGUCAAAAAUCCAGACAGCACAACAACAACGGAGAGGAGACGAGCACGGCUGGAGGCAGAGGCAGAGGCCUUUUCCCCCGAUCAUUACCUAGCUGAUUUGUUUGAAGAUGAUGAGAUCAGGAGACUGCUGCAAUUCAGAUCUUGGUGGACAAAACUUGUUCCUUCACCUGAGCAGGAAGAAGAGCCUGUUAUCCAGUUCAGCAGCGAGGAGAAAGAGCAAUUGAGAAAAUUCAACAACCAGUCGUACCUCCUCGACAAGACUUUGCGGCACCAGGUGUGGCUCAGCCUCGUGGACAUUAUCCUGGCUUACUGCUAUGAAGUGCGCUCGACACAGGGAGAGCACAACGUGGAGUCGCCGUGGACAAUCAGAAAACUCAGUGGGACGCUGUGUUGGCUGGAGACAUACAGCUCCUUGCAGGAGGUCCUGGUGUCAUUCGGAAGAAGGGUUUUAUGCUAUCCGCUCUACCGACACUUCUCCAUGGUGUCCGCUGCCGUUUCUGACACAGCUGCGGGCUUCGGCUCAGGGGA
Hippocampus comes (tiger tail seahorse) is the source of this 1120-nucleotide messenger RNA. Its product is annotated as protein SHQ1 homolog. Gene Ontology annotation, biological process: box H/ACA snoRNP assembly. Gene Ontology annotation, cellular component: nucleoplasm; cytoplasm. The transcript is spliced from 10 exons. The record is from RefSeq and is a predicted model, not a curated record. NCBI's taxonomy places the organism in Eukaryota, Metazoa, Chordata, Actinopteri, Syngnathiformes, Syngnathidae. The annotation marks the transcript as partial.